AGGAACUGGCAAGUGGAAAUCAAUCGUCGGCUGCACUUCCCCGGCUAAGGCGGAAAGGGGGCGGCUCUUACCCGGCUCUGCCGCCCGCCCGGUUCCCUUAAAUAAAAAGGCGCACUUCCCUCUCGCAGAAACAGCUGACAAGCAGGCAGAGUCAUAUGACCGCUAGCCAGGAAAUCGCGGGGCAAGAGCAGAGAUGUUGCUGAAACUGCCGCAGGCGAUCGCGCUGUUUUUUCUGGCCACUUUGGGCUCAGGUGAGUUUUGAGGGGAACUGACCUCCAGCUGAGUGCCUGGCUUUUUCGUGUGUGUUGUUUUAAGCUCUUACUAGAGGACAUAAACCACUAUCUGACUUCUAGAAGACAUCCGAAGGCAACCCUGUUUGGGGAAGUUUUUAAUGGUUGAUGUUUUAUCGCGUUUUUAAUAUUCUGUUGGGAGCCGCCCAGAGCGGCUGGGGUAUGAAUAUUUGUUGUUAUUAUUCGCAAUUAAACUGAACUGUAAAUGCACGCUUACUUAUUGUUUCCCAGCUGCUUACAUCUCUUUGGAAGCAGGGUCCCCUCGUAUCCAUGGGCAUAGCCAGGAUUUAUUUUUAUGGGGGGCGGGCAGGGUUUCUGUUGGGGAGGCAGAACCAAAUUAUCUGCAAUGCAAUUGGGCAGUUAGUUAAGCAUUUUUAUUUACUUGAUUUAGGGGGAGGGCAGCUGCACUCUCCACCCCCCUGCCCCGCCCAUGCUGAUAUCUUAAGGAAUUUGCUUCUGGGUUGCAUUCCCCUGCCCGCCGCCGCAACCCUGUACGCUGGGAGUGAUACCUGUCGGAUUCAGUGGGGUUUGCUUCUGAUUAUAGGAUCAUAGGUGUAGCCAAAGGUGGGGGCAGCUGCCCCCCCCAUCAAGAAAAUAAAUAAAAAUACUUAGCUAAAAGUAGAGAUUUUGACAGAUUUUUCCGAGCACUUGGGGUCAAAAGAAAGUAAUUUAAAACAACUGUUGUUAAGACAUUCCAUCCCAAAUCUGCUAGACCUGGGGUCAGCCAGUGUGGUGAAGUGGUUAAGAGCAGUAGACUCGUAAUCUGGGGAACCGGGUUUGCGUCUCCGCUCCUCCACAUGCAGCUGCUGGGUGACCUUGGGCUAGUCACACUUCUCUGAAGUCUCUCAGCCCCACUCACCUCACAGAGUGUUUGUUGUGGGGGAGGAAGGGAAAGGAGAACGUUAGCCGCUUUGAGACUCCUUAAAAAGGUAAAGGUAAAGGGACCCCUGACCAUUAGGUCCAGUCGUGACUGACUCUGGGGUUGCGGCGCUCAUCUCGCUUUAUUGGCCGAGGGAGCCGGUGUACAGCUUCCGGGUCAUGUGGCCAGCAUGACUAAGCCGCUUCUGGCGAACCAGAGCAGCGCACGGAAACGCCGUUUACCUUCCCACCGGAACGGUACCUAUUUAUCUAUUUGCACUUUGACGUGAUUUCGAAGUGCUAGGUUGGCAGGAGCAGGGACCGAGCAACGGGAGCUCACACUAUUGUGGGGAUUCGAACUGCCGACCUUCUGAUUGGCAAGUCCUAGGCUCUGUGGUUUAACCCACAGCGCCACCCACGUCCUUAGGGUAGUGAUAAAGUGGGAUAUCAAAUCCAAACUCUUCUUCUAAGGCCCAUGGGCCGGAACUGGCCCACGAGUCGCCCCCAACCAAGUUGCCCGCUCGUGUGCUGUGCUAAAAUCGCGGGUGCACGCAAUCCAGCCCACGGAGGGAUCCCCGCAGGACCGAUCCGGCCCAGGCAAGAUACACUUUGGUGACCCCUGUGCUAGACAGAGCCAGAGGAGGAAAACAGCUGCGUGUCCCGCCCUCCUUAACAUAAGUCCUGGGUAUAGGAUUGCACAAUGAGUUUGCUUUUACAGAGAAGCUCUUUCUGCCUGAUGGCCUUGAUUACUUUCAAGCCGGGUGAUCUCUGCAAUGGUUCAGAUGCUGAUCCCUGUAGCUCUCUGUAGUGAAACACAUUGGUUGGAACCCCUAAACGGACGGGUUGGUUAUCCUCCACCUGAUCCUCUCUACCCACACCCAGCCCUUGUCUCUGGAUGUACCAAUGCAAAAGGAGGAUGGGGCCCCUGAACCUGUAAUGUCUGAAUGGAAGAAAAGGAAUAUUAGGAGGUCAAAACUUACCGCAUUGUAGUAUUUAUGCAGCCUGUUAGGGAAAGAAGAGCUGAAAUCCCCUUGUGUGCACCAUGACUAAAAGUGCCGGGGCGAUGUCCUCUUUUGCAGUCUAACCCUGUAGCUGUCAGUAUCGCAGGGGUAGUCUUUGUGGGGGGCAGUCAGAUGUUAUGGGACUUCAGCUCCUGGCAGCCCCAGCUAAUAUGGCCAGAGCUCAGAGAUGGUGGGAACUUGGAGCCUAAAAGCAAGUACAGGGCACUCCAUUGAAUAUCCACACUAGGCACUUUUCAUGAUGCCCCCUGCUGCAGCACAUUAGCCAACACAUGAAUGGGGAACUGUGGCACCCCAGAUUUUGACCUUUAACUCCUGUUGUCCUUGGCCAUUAGCUAUGUAUCUGUCUCAACAGUGAAAGACAUUAGAGCAGGCUUCCUCAACCUUGGCCCUCCAGAUGUUUUGGGACUACAACUCCCAUGAUCCCUAGCUAGCAGGACCAGUGGUCAGGGAUGGUGGGAAUUGUAGUCUCAAAACAUCUGGAGGGCCGAGGUUGAGGAAGCCCGCAUUAGAGUGAUGGGUACCAGAGCAAGGGUGUUCUGGUGGUGGCCCUGUGAUUGUGGAAUUCAUUCCCCAUCUUUGACCUUUUUAAUGUGACAGUCUCCAUUCAUGUCCAUUGUUGUACUGAUGACUUCUGCUCAUUUUUAUGGGCAGUAAUCCAGUUUUUAACUCCACGUUGUCCGUUACAUGUUUAUACUUUGCAAUUAGUGAUAGGAAGGUAACUGUUCCCUUAAAAGGCAGUCUACAAAUCGGUCAAUAAAUCAGAAAUAAAUGUAUGUGUGAAAGUUCUGCGUGUUUGCAGGAUUUGCCCUGUGUUUCCAAAGUGACCAUCCUGUGCAUUCUUCAUAGGAGUAAAUCCCAUGGAACACAGGGAAAUAAAAAGGUAUAGAAACACACACAGUGUACAUUUUUUACUCUCUGGGACUAAAUUUGUCAAACUUCCACCCCCUCACCAUUAGAUUUAACAAUUAAUUGCAUUCAGCAGGGGAUUAGAUUCCCAGCAUAGAGAUGGAGCGAUGGCCGGCUCUGGCUGAAUUUCUGCUGAAAGAGUUAAUAACAGCCACGUGAGAAAAAGGUGGCGCCGUUUUCUGGGAGUAGUCCAUUCGCAACCAUAGCUUUACACCUACAGAUGGGUGGGGAGGCUACUCUCACCCAGAGCAGUUGCAUUGACUGUUGUGGCAUCAGUUUCUGGAGGAAGGCUGAAUCCUAUUGGUGGAAUGCAGUGAGCGGCAAUCAAGGUUUUAUUGGAAGCCUACAUGCCAAAAACUUGCCUAGCAGCUGGUUUCUAUGCCUGUGUUUAUCAAGCUGUGUGCUGCAGUUAGGGGCGAGACUGAAAUGUGACAACCCUUCCUGUUUGCUGAAACAGCUCCACACCAGGCCACCUGAUGCAGUAAUGGCUUCCUCAGUCUCGGCCCUCCAGAUGUUUUUGGCCUACAACUCCCAUGAUCCCUAGCUAGCAAGACCCCAGUGGUCAGGGAUGCUGGGAAUUGUAGUCUCAAGUCAUCUGGGGGGCCAAGGUUGAGGAAGCCUGAUCUAGUAGGACGAGAUGGUAAAAUGGGUCUGCCUCUUCUGACUGCAAAUGGAGAGCCGCACUACUGAAUGUUGUGUGCGUGAUCUCUGCAAGCACAAAACUAGCACAGCAGGGAGAUAACAUACAGAACGUUUCUCCCCGAUGUGUUUCUUCCCGAUGUGUUUGAUUUCUUCUAGGGAGUUCUUAAGAGGAGGAGCAUUCAGAAAUGCCCUACAUGCAGUCCGAAGUACAGUGGUACCUCAGUUUUCGAACAUCUCUGUUGACGAACAUUUUGGUUUUCGAACGCCGUAAACACGGAAGUAAAUGCUUCGGUUUUCGAACAUGCCUUGGAAGUUGAACAUGGCACGUGGCUUCCGCGGAGUGCAAGAUCCUGAGGCCUAGCUGUCAGCUAUUGAGUUUUGGGUUUUCGAACGUUUUAGAACUUGAACGGUCUUCCGGAACGGAUUCUGUUCGAAAACCGAGGUACCACUUUAGUAAGUCCAAAGUGGUAAGAAGUCAUUUCGCCACCUCAUUUCUGCUGGAUGUGUGAACCAGACCACAACCUCUUAUUCACAUGCAUUUUCAUUUCAGAAAGCUGAAUGCAUAAAUAUAUUUAUGUAUUGUCCCAGAGUAACAGUGCUCUGGGAUGCCAGAGGAAAAAUACAUAGCUUCCCGGGGUGUGGACAGAACACCCAGUGCCUCUGAGUAAUGUGACAGAUUCUGAGAUAUAAUCCAAGCGAGAUGGUAAAGUACACAGCUGUGGGGGUGAAGGUCAAUUAGUUAUCUCCUUUCCGUGAUUGGUUGUGCCUAGAAUAUCCUAGCUGUUCACAAGACUUUACGGAAGGAGCUGUAGGCUGCCUCUCUUCUGCUGGCAAUGUUCUUGAAAUGUCCAGUCCUAACUGAGGUGACUGCCCAUCCAAGUUAUGGUUGUUUGCGCUGAUGCACAAUGGGACUUGCCCCCCUUCUCCUUUCCCUGUGUGUCCCUUGCACCAUCCCCAAAUCUACUCCAGAGGAACCCCCCAAAUAUAUUUAGGUGGCUUGGAGGAGAGUGGGAGGUUGUUCUGUUGCGCAAGCAGAAAUCCUUACGGUGAAUGUUCACCUUAGCGCUGUGUGGAAUACAACCCAAAUUAUUGCUUUAAAUCAGGCGUAGGCAAACUCCGGCCCUCCAGAUGUUUGGGACUACAAUUCCCAUCAUCCCUAGCUAACAGGACCAGUGGUCAGGGAUGAUGGGAAUUGUAGUCCCAAACAUCUGGAGAGCUGGAGUUUGCCUAUGCCUGCUUUAAAUGACACCAAAUACCCUUUUGCAAUGUAGCCUUGAACGUCUCUAAGAGUAGGCCUCUGGGCUUCUGCAGAUACUCUGACCUCAGCCUUGUGGUUUGUCUGAAUUGCCUAAGAAUCCUUUGCGAGGGUGUGUCUAGUAAUUUUUCAGCGACGAUCUGGCAUGCAACUGCUUUUAUGGAUUCGAGUUGCACUGUACGAUACCAGCCUGACCCAUUGCACAAGUAGCAGUUUCUCAAGAAUCAUUGACACAGUGAUAGAAGAAGCAGCUUUGUGUGUUGAAAUGGGCCGAACAUUGAUCUUGGUAAAGUCAUACCUCGAGUUGAAUGUGCUUCGGGUUGAGUGCGUUCGAGUUGCGCUCUGUGGCAACCCGGAAGUAACGGUCUGGGUUUUGCCACUUGUGCAUGCGCAGACAAUCAAAAUGACGUCAUGCGCAUGCGCGGAAGCGGCAAAACGCGGCAUGCGCAGACGCACCGUCGUGUCUUGCGUUCCGUUCGGGAUGCGAACGGGGCUCCGGAACAGAUCCUGUUUGCAUCCCGAGGUACCACUGUACUGGAGUCAAAAGGGUUCCUGUCCAUAUUUAUUAUGUCAAGCGCAUACACCACCUUUCUAUAAAGUGUAGCAACCGGUGUUUUUUCUCCUCCUCCUUUUCAGCUGUGUAUUUAGAGGAACCAAAAGAACCGAAGCAGGCAUGGGGGUAUGUCACUGUCAGGCCCAACGCCAGCAUGUUCUGGUGGCUGUACUAUGCUGACAGCCCUGCGAAGAAUUUCACGCAGCUCCCUCUGAUCAUGUGGCUUCAGGUAAGUUCGGGCAGGAUAUGGGGUGUGAUUUGCAGAAGGAUUAUGCUAUCAGUUUACUGCGGCAGUCAGCAGCGGGUGGCGCUGUGGUCUAAACCACUGAGCCUUUUGGGCUUGCCGAUCAGAAGGUUGGCGAUUCCCUGUGACAGAGUGAGCGCCCAUUGUCCUUUCCCAGCUCCUGCCAACCUAGCAGUUCGAAAGCACACCAGUGCAAGUAGAUAAAUAUCGUAUUUUUCGCUCCAUAAGAUGCACCUAAACAUAAAACGCACCUAGUUUUUAGAGGAGGAAAGGGGGAAGCCCAUUUUUUUGAGGAUCAACUCAAAGUUGUUUAGCUUACUUUGCAAAGGGAAAAAAUCCUGUUUUUAUAGGGUUAAACUCACAGUUCUGCAGCUUCUUUAGGAAAGGAAAGGGAGUUGUUUCUACAGUUUCCAGACAUAUAAUCUAAUCAGCCAAUCACAUGUCGCUGGGGAAACAAACAGCCUCCGUCUGCAGAACAUUCAACAAUGGAGGCCUGGUCAAGGGGCCGGGGCCGGAAAGGGAGCCAGCGAUCGACCACACAUUCGCUCCAUAAGACGCACAGAUAUUUCCCCUUACUUUUUAGGAGGAAAAAAGUGUGUCUUAUGGAGCAAAAAAAUACGGUAGGUACCGCUGCGGCAGAAAUGUAAACGGCAUUUCCAUGUGCUCUGGUUUCCGUCAUGGUUUUCUGUUGCGUCAGAAGCGGUUUAGUUAUGCUGGCCACAUGACCCGGAAAGCUGUAUGUAGACAAACACUGACUCCUGAGAGUGGAGAUGAGCGCCGCAACCUCGUAGUUACCUUUGACUGGACUUAACUGUCCAUGAAUCCGUUACCUUUUACCUAGGUCCUAGGACAUUGUUAUAGAUCAGUAUAUUGUGAUGUUUUAGCUAGUGAAACAUCACAAUGUUGAAAACCAGAUAUCGCCCAGCCCUACUGGCUGAUGUUGGGACUCCAACUCCCAUCAGCGCCAGACUGUAAAGCCCAAUGGUCAGGGAUGAUGGGAGUUGUAGUUUAACAUCUUGCAGUGAUUGCUGAGGAAACGCAAUCCAUGUUCAGCCAUAGGAGAAACCAUCUACCUCUGAUGACCUACUUCACAGGGAUUUUGUGGAGACAAAGAAUGGAAGGGCUAUAAAAGGUUUAUAAUCUGUUUUUCUCUGCUUUUUCCCCUAAUCUGUGUGGCUUCACAGGGUGGCCCGGGGGCUUCAGGAACAGGAUUCGGAAACUUUGAAGAGAUUGGCCCUUUAGAUAGUGAUCUAAAGCCAAGAAAGACAACUUGGGUAUGUAUCAUGGCUUGUGACUAGAAGAUUCAUUUCCUACCCACCCACCCAUUGCUGUCUAAGGAGUUAACCAUGCUUGCUCACAUGAUUAUGAGAUUAAGCAGGAAAAAGUGUGUCCCAUGGAAUUUAAUAUGAAUGGCUCUUCCAGAUCAUGAUCUCUGCACGUUGCAGUUGAUCAUACUAUAUUGCAGUUUCUGUUUCCCGUUUCUGUUUUCCUUUGCCCAUACAAUAUGUGAGCUUUAGGAUCCUUCCUGCAUGUUUUUAUCUUGGAACCAGAGUUGGCACUUAUUUUAUUUAGUCAUUUAUUUGUAAAAAUAUUUGAAUACUGCUAUAUCGCAGAAAUGUGUCAUCGUGGUUUGCAACAAUAAAAAGGAGACUAUUUGGAAAAUAACUGUAAACAAGUGAAAACACUAGCAGGAUUAAGGUAAAUUCAAUGGUAUAAUAUAUAAAAAAGGAAGAAUAAAGGGAGAAAAACUAAAAGGACAUGUAAGAAUGUGCAGGAAUGGUGGGGAAAUUAAAGGAAUCGGGGAAGGGGAAGGGAAGUCGUUGAAUGUUUUGUCAUAAAAAAAGAUAUUAAUGGUGGAAAUAUAUAUUCGAAUGUGAAUGUGAUUUUGGAAACGGUAAUAAUGAAAAUUAUAUUUUAAAAAUGUGAUAAAAACCAAACAAUGGAAGUUUUAACUGGCCCUGAUCCUUUUAAACGAGCCCAACAAACAGAAAUGAAGUGGGUGAAACAUCAUCCUGAGUGAAAAAUGGAAUUGUAAUUCCAGGAAAAGCCUCACUUGCUUAAUUUCUGUACAUUAUGUGGGUGGUAAAAGUCAUUGUCAAUGUUGUUGUUGUGGUGGUGUGUGUGUGUUUCACAAGAUUAGCUAGCCUCAAAGGCUUGUUGCUGCUUAUGCUGAUAGUCAAAACUUGCAAGCGUACGUUAAAGAGUUUGUACUGUGGCUUUCUUCGUAUAUAUAUUUACACACCAUCUUCUAAAACCUCAAACAAUGCAGUCGAAAAACAAUAACCUGGAACAGGAGGGGCAAAAAUGGGCUUUGUUUCACCUGGGUCAAAGACCUGGUUUGGCACACCCCACACAUUUGCAUGCGCGCGCACACACACACACACACACACACACACACACUCUCACACACACUCACACACACAGGCUGGGAGCCUCAAUGGCACCUCUUUGGAGGCUUCAGUUGGGCCAAAAAAACCUGGCUAGCCACACACCCACCCAGUAGUUAUGGCUCCGAGGAACAGUCCACUUACGGGGCAUCAAAAUUAUUUUCCUUGUUUUGCCCAGUUUGAAUCUAUCUGUUGCAAACAUCUGAGCCUGAUGGAAAAGUGAAAUGUGGGAACUCUGGGGAGGGUUUUUCUUUACCAAAUGCGCAAUCAUGCUUUGCUCUGUUGUCAAGUCAUCUUUAGCCACACUACUGCUUAUUCUCUUUCUGUGUGUGUGUUUUGCCGAUGUAUAUAUAGAAGGCUUACUCUGUUUUCUUUUGGUGCUGCAGCUGCAGACAGCAAGCUUGCUGUUUGUCGAUAACCCUGUUGGCACUGGAUUCAGCUAUGUGAACGAUACGCUUGCAUACGCCACAAAUCUCUGCACAGUCUCCACGGACCUGAUGGUGGUUCUCAGAGAAUUCUUCAAGUCUAAGCCCGAAUUCCAGGCAAGUAACCAGAUAAGGAUGGAAUAAUUUUAAGUAUUAGGUAGGAAAUGUUACUUCUACAGCUAGAGCUGCAAGUAGUCCACUGAAUGGCCACACGAGCCUAGAAUCGAGUGUCCAUGUAAUAUAAAAAAAUAGAAAUUACUUGAAAUAAACAAAUAGGCCUAGGAUUAAAUUAAGUUACAAUUAAAUAAAUGGGAUUUAGAAUGUUAAGAAAAGUGAGUAAGAUGGACUAUAAUUGAAAUUGUUUUAGUUUAAUAAUGAUAUUGGAAAGCUGUUACUUUUAAUUGCAAGGAAACUCAGAAGGGAGGGAUUUGAGGAAGUCAACCAAGAUGUUUAAAAGGUUGGAUUUGUGAAGAAUUAAGUUUGUUGUUAUAGUUUAUCUGUUUAUUGUUCCCCCUUUCCCCCCUUUUUUCCUUUUCUCUUUCUUCUUUUUUCUUUUUUUCUGUUUUUGUGUAUCAUCUUGCUUUGUGGUUUGUGUUAUCACGGUGGAAAAUCUAAUAAAAAAAUUAUUUAAAAAAAGAGAAAAGAAUUGAGUGUCCAACAUUUUGAAGUCAAAUGUACAUAUUAUGGCGAUUACUUAUGACACUAUUAUCUCUACCCACCAUCCCUGCCGUGAUGUGUGUGACAUGAGGUCAUUGGUUACAUGGUAGAAUUUGGAAGUAUUUUUACUUCCAGUUUGAUUAACCACAGUUUAGUGUUCCUCCAGACCCCAAACUGCCAUUAAUCUGAAAAAUUGGCAAGUCUUUAAACCAAGGGUUAUGACGGUGGGUUGUUGUAACAAACUAUACUUGGGAUCGAUCUCAGUUUAGCGUUCAGACAGAAUGCUGAACUAUGAUGAAUCAAAGGAAAUACACCGGAAAUCGGGAGAGAUGGGAGGAGCUCAUGUGAGCUCAUUCCUGUCCCAAUAAGCCAUCGUUUUAUCAUGACAUCUGAAUGCCCCUCUUGUGUUGAGAAUUUCCCCGCCCUGCAAAUGACGCUCGAUGAAAAGGGGAAGUAUACGUCCAUUUUAGAAUCCCAGUUUUGUGUUUUUCAGUUACUAGGCCGAAUGACUUUCCAGAAAGGUUUGAGAGUUUCCAAAGCCAUUGUAGAGUACAGGGAUUGGAGCAUGAGAGUCUCAACACUUUGUUUAUUUCCUGCUCUUUUGCACUUAUUGCUUCACAUUCUCGGCUUCCUCAAAUUGGGCAAUGUGUUUGAGGAAGUCUGAGGAAAUCAAAUCCUUGCUCAGCUCAUUUGGUAACCUUGGGCUGAGAGUGAUUGGCCCCAUCGUACCUCACUGGGUUAUUGCGGGAAUGAAAUGGAGGAACUAGAUACCCUGGGUUCCUUCGAGUCGGAUGAAAUAAUAUUCCAGUCCUUGGUUUUUCAGAAGUGAAAACCGGCAUUCAUAAGAUCUCAUGCACGUCAAUCCAGUUUGGUAUACUUAGUUUAUAGUGGAGGAGUUUUUAUCUUUGGAAAGAGAAUGUGGCAAAAAUCUGAUGACCAAAUCCUCAGAGGGGACCCUACAGUUCCCAUAAUCCCUGACUCUAGGUCACACCGGAGUUGUUCAGUGAUGUAUAUGGUCACUAUCCUGUGGCCUUAUUUACCCUUAAUGAUUGCAAAUGGAAGUGAAGACUUUAUAAUCUGGCCUCGCUCCUCAGGAUAGUUCAAUUUCCGGUGCGUUUGGGGAGGAAGGAAACAUCAAAACUUUUAUUUUUGUCUGUUUGGAGACGAGGGGCGGGCGAAUAGAAUGUACGGUGGUCAAAACCUUAACUGCUUUCAUGGGAUUUCUCUUGUAGAAAGUACCUUUCUACAUCUUUUCAGAAUCGUACGGAGGCAAAAUGGCUGCUGGCGUCGCUUUGGAACUGCAUAAGGUACGUGGAUCAAACCUUUCCCUGAAGGCGGGGAGGCAAUAACUUGUGUCCCUCUAGAGAUCACUGGGCUACAGCUUCCCUCAUCUCUGACCAUUGGUCAUGCUGGCUGUGGCCGAUGGAGUCUGAAGGGUGACAGGUUUCCCAUCUCUGUGCUAAAGAGAUUGGAUUCUUCCUUAGCAACAUGGCUCUUCUCAUGGGUGCUAGCUAAUAAUCAUCUGCCACCGUUGCCAUCAGUUGUGGAAAACGGUCGUACCUUGGUUCUUGAACGCCUUGUGACUUGAAAGUUUUGGCUCCUGAACGCCACAAACCCGGAAGUGAGAGUUCCAGUUUGCGAAUGUUUUUUGGAACCCAAAUGUCCGACGCAGGUUCUGCAGGUUCUCAUUCAGUGCAGGAAGCUCCUGCAGCCAAUUGGAAGCCACCCCUUGGUUUUCAAACGUUUUCAGAAGUCAAACGGACUUCCGGAAUGGAUUCUGUUCAAGAACCAAGGUACGACUAUACUGGCUGCCUCUCUGUUUGCUCUGAAACAGCACCCAAAAUCUACAGGCCUUGUUUAUAGGUCCACGUGUUCUUGAAGGCGGUACUGUCAAAUUGCUGGUGCCCUACUCAAAAUACUACAUAUUGUUUGUAUUGGUGUAGAUCUCAUUUUACACAAACUCUUGUUGACUUUUUUUCCUUUUUCAAAGGCUGUUCAAGCUGGGACCAUAAAGUGCAAUUUUCUGGGUGUAGCACUUGGCGAUUCGUGGAUUUCUCCUCUAGGUAUGUUAAUGGGAGUCUUGAGAACAUCUCUCCUGUCAUCCUUGUAAUCAGGGAUUUUUUUCAGCCGGAGUGAAUUUAGCUGGCUGUUAAGGAAGUCUAUUGCAUCAUGGAGACUCAUGAUUUUUCUUUUUUACCCUUUAGAUUCUGUGAUUUCCUGGGGACCUUACCUUUACAGCACUGUAAGUGUUUACUCGGUCCAUGCUUUUUGCAGUUUUUUUACUUUUUCAUGAGAACCGUCAGAUCUAAGGCCCGUCCAGCCCAGAAUCCUUGUAUUUCCAUAGGCAGACGGUCAUAUUUUCAUGUGAAAUGCAAAAGCUACUCCCUCUUGUUUGGGCUGCAGUACUCUCAGAUGCUAGGGCGGCCCCUUAUACUGUGUACACACAAUACAUUUAAAGCACAUUCUCCCGCCCUCCCAAAUAAUCCUUCAGGUUGUCAUUUGUUAAACUCUGUGAUAAGUAAACUGCAAUUCCCAGGAUACCUUGUGUUUCUGUGGGGUGCUUUAUAGAUAUGGUAUGUAUGGAGCUUCAGGCAUCACCGAAUAAAAGAGGAUUCGGACUUGCAUAAGAAUUACAUGUGCUAAUUUAAGUGUAUAGAUAAAAUUUUUGAAAUACACAAUAUGCCCUACCUUAGUGCAGAAUACUGUGACUUGGUGUGUACCUGGCCUUUCUCGGGGUGCUAAGUGUUGAUAAGCAACUUCAGGGUCCCUGCUGUCUCUUUUCUAUAGUUCUUGAUCUUUAACCCAUCCUUGGACCACACAUCCUUUUGAAUAGAGGACGCCUUUCUCAUAGAGGACUGUCUUCUUGAAAGUAUAGGUACCUUGUCCCCAGCAUAUGGCAGGGUGGUCAACACAUCUGUCAUAUGAUUUUCAUGUAUGUUCAUUUUCCCUAUUUUGCACUGCAGUCUUACCUUGACGAUAAAGGUUUGAAACAAGUGACCACAGCUGCCAAAAAGGUCCUUGAUGCUAUGAAUAAAAGGCAAUUUAAGCUGGCUACAUUGCUUUGGAGUAAGGCCGAAGAUACCAUAGAGGAGGUAAGCUUUGUAAGGAGUUUGUAUUAGCAGAUUAGACAGAGGUCAGCAACCUAAGGCCUGUGGGCCGGAAGUGGCCCAUGAAGGUCGCUUAACCAGCCCAUGAGCCACCCCCGAACUGAGACGCUCACUCAGCGAGUCCCCGCGCGCUGCACUAAACUAGCUCAGCGCGGCACAGGUACUCUCUUCCGCGGCUCCGGAAAUUGCUUCUGCGCAUGCCCAGAUGCCGGAAAUUGUGUCUGUGCAUGUCCAUGGUGAGGGACGUGGGUGGCACUGUGGGUUAAACCACAGAGCCUAGGACUUGCCGAUCAGAAGGUCGGCGGUUCGAUUCCCCGCGACGGGGUGAGCUCCCGUUGCUCGGUCCCUGCUCCUGCCAACCUAGCAGUUUGAAAGCACGACAAAGUGCAAGUAGAUAAAUAGGUACCACUCCAGCGGGAAGGUAAACGGCAUUUCCGUGCACUGCUCUGGUUCGCCAGAAGCGGCUUAGUCAUGUUGGCCACAUGACCCGGAAGCUGUACGCCUGCUCCCUUGGCCAAUAAAGCGAGAUGAGCCCCACAACCCCAGAGUCGGCCACAACUGGACCUAAUGGUCAGGAGUCCCUUUACCUAUGUCCACGGUGCUGGAAAUCGCUUCUGCACAUGCCCAGACGCCGAAAAUCGCUUCUGCAGAGGCACGAUUUUCGGCAUCUGAGCAUGCACAGACACGAUUUCCGGCGUCGCGCUGCACCGGUCUGGCCCACAGAGGAUGCCAACCCCUGGUUUAGUAGUUUUGAAGAAGCAGAGACAGUUUGAUGACUGGGUGCAAAGAAGACUCAACUCAUGACUUGUGGUAGGGUUGCCAUAGGUCUGGUUUUUUUGCAAACAGAACCAGGAAGUGUGUGUCAAAAAAAAACCACCCUCAACAACUUUUUGGACAAUCGCCUUCCUUAAAAAGCUCAUUCUCCCCCACCGAAAAGCUGAAUUUUGACUUGUCAUGAGGGAAAACCCAGAGCUGUAUAAAGCUGAGGUGUACUGAUGUCUUCUGGUGAGAAGCUCUCAUUCUCGCUCUCCUCACUGCAUUCUCCAUUUUCUUUUCUAGUACACGAAUGGUGUGAAUUUCUAUAACAUUCUGACUCAGGAUACUACUUCAUCUACAGCUGCUGCAUCCAUUGCAAGCGAAACAGUCCCUGUGUGUAAGUUCAGAGGGAAAUGCCCUAUUUGAGGGCAGGUUUAUCAUUGCCAGAAAUAUCUUUGUGCCCCAGACACAUUUCCUCCAACCGUCACAUUUGGUGGCAGAUUUGGGAAUUUCCAUGUUUUUCCACGCAAGGCCUCAUUUAUGGCCUUGGAUGCUGCACUGGGUCAUAUGACUAGACAGGUCAUAUGACCAAGGAAAGGAAAUAUUUCUCCUGGGGAAUCUUUCCUAGCACCAAAUUGCAUGACGGUGCCAAGCCAUGACUUUUUAAUUUGUCUUUUAGCUAUUAGUUUUGAUUCUGCUGCCACUUAUGGGAUGUUUUAUUGCUGUCUCACGCUGUCUGAUUCCCCCCAAGCUAUAGUAGGCUGUUUUUGUUUUGUUGGUUUUUAAAUUUUUGGCCUACUAGGAAUCGCCCUGCAGUUCUUGCAACUGAAGGGCGAGGAUUUAGGCUCUAUAAUUAAUAUGCGUCAUCUUUCCAGAUAAACCGGCUCGUGCAGUCUCCAAUAAAAGCCUUUCUCUAUUUCUCUCCCCUUCUCUUUCCAUAAGUGAAACUCUUCCAGCGUCAUGUACAACAUCAAAGUAAGGACAAGUUGAGUGAUUUGAUGAACGGGCCCAUCAGGAAGAAGCUGAAAAUAAUUCCAGACCAUGUCAAGUGGGGAGGUAGGGCCAUAACUUCUGGAAUAAAGCUGAAAAUUUCCUAGUAUCAUAAGCGGUAUUUUGUAUACUCUGAUCUCUGGAAAAUUGAGGGGGUGGUCCUUUUGAUAGAGCAGGGAUAGCCAAACUCGGCCCUCCAGAUGUUUUGGGACUACAACUCCCAUGAUCCCUACCUAACAGUGGCCAGGGAUGAUGGGAGUUGUAGUCUCAAAACAUCUGGAGGGCCGAGUUUGCCUAUGCCUGUGAUAGAGCAUUUCCAGUCUGUUUCCCUAUAUCUCGGGUUAAGUACCUCGGGUUAAGUACUUAAUUCGUUCCGGAGGUCCGUUCUUAACCUGAAACUGUUCUUAACCUGAAGCACCACUUUAGCUAAUGGGGCAUCCUGCUGCCGCCAUAGCACGAUUUCUGUUCUCAUCCUGAAGCAAAGUUCUUAACCCAAGGCACUAUUUCUGGGUUAGCAGAGUCUGUAACCUGAAGUGUAUGUAACCUGAGGUACCACUGUAACUCUUCCACUUUUUGAACUGGAUUCUUGAGUUACCUUCUACAGUGGUACUUCGGGUUACAAACACUUCGGGUUACAGACUCCGCUAACCUGGAAGUGGUCCUUUGGGUUAAGAACUUUGCCCCAGGAACAGAAAUCACGUGGCAGCAACAGGAGGCCCCAUUAGCUAAAGUGGUACCUCAGGUUAAGAAUGGUUUCAGCUUAAGAACGGACCUCUGGAACGAAUUAAGUUGGUAACCAGAGGUACCACUGUACAAAGAAAGAAAUUGUGAUGCAAUGGAAGAUCCCACCUGUUCGAAGAGCAGAAGUGGCUUCCAUCAAAAGCCCCACCCCCCUGCAGCCCAGUGCCAGAUUUCUGUAUAAGUUAAACAAGCUAUAGCUCUCUUGGGGCACCCCCAAAAAAAUUAAAGGGGAAAAAACUGGAUGUACGUUUCCAAAAUAUAAGAUAAAAAACAAAUAGAAUAAAACCGAUACACAACAAGUGUUUUUGUGUUGUGUAGGCUCCUAUGAUGUAAGUCAUGGGCCCCGCCUGCUAGCCUGCUCCCUAAAAUAUCACCGGUUUGCUCAUUUCUAUAUAUAGGGUGCCUACAUUUUGCCUGGACUGGAUGCAUGGCAGACUGCAGUGCAGCAGAGUUGUAUGUCGGCCAAGUUGUUGUACCUGUUAUCUAAUAUUAAAGAGUGCUUGUAGACUGAUGAUCAGGGAACAUAGACCAAGGGUGUGAGUCUUAUGCUUAGUGAUUGGUUUCAUGUAAUACAUAAUUUGUUUAUUUUGAUCCCAUUAUAAAAUUACUUCUGAAAAAUAUUCAUCUUUAUUAUUUAGUAAAGGUAAAGGGACCCCUGACCAUUAGGUCCAGUUGUGGCCGACUCUGGGGUUGCGGCGCUCAUCUCGCUUUAUUGGCCGAGGGAGCUGGGACUAAGCAACGGGAGCUCAUCCAGUCGUGGGGAUUCGAACUGCCGACCUUCUGAUUGGCAAGUCCUAGGCUCUGUGGUUUAACCCACAGCGCCACCCACGUCCCUCAUUAUUUAGUAGGCCUAUAUUAUUAUUUACUAGUGCAGUUCCCUAUUAACGCCCACUUGCUACUAUAGUACUAUAUAGAAAUAUUAUAAUUAUAUUAAAUAUUUUACUUACUUACUUACUUAUUAAGGGCCCCAUUACCUUCAGUAGCUUAGGGCCUCAUGAAACCUAAAUCCGGCCCUGCUGCAGCCCCACUUGUCCCCAGUGCUCCAGAGCAGAUUUGUGGGGAGCAGUGGGGAAAGAAAGUAUCUACUAAAAUUGCCUCCCCUUUCUGCUGGUUGGAGUGUUCCAUGGGCAGAAGGAAACUCAAGAUCCCAACCAAUGGGUGAUAGUCAACUAGGUUUUACUCAAGAGUAGACCCAUUAAACUUAAUGGACAUGCCUAGGUUUCAGUAGGUUUACUCUGAGUAAACCUUAAUGGACAACCACCCUGUGGAUUGCAUCUAAUCUUAGUCAUACUUGGAGCAGACCACGGGUAGGCAAACUAAGGCCCGGGGGCCAGAUCCGGCUCAAUCGCCUUCUAAAUCUGGCCCGUGGACAGUCCGGGAAUCAGCGUGUUUUUACAUGAGUAGAAUGUGCGCUUGUAUUUAAAAUGCAUCUCUGGGUUAUUUGCGGGGCAUAGGAAUUUGUUCAUUUUUUCCCCCUUCAAAAUAUAGUCUGGCCCCCCAUAAGGUCUGAGGGACGGUGGACCAGCCCCUUGCUUAAAAAGUUUGCUGACCCCUGGAGUAGACUCAUUGAAAUUAUUGGACAUAACUUAGCUGCAUUGAUGUCAGUGGGUUUACUCUGAGUAGUACUUAGUUGGACGCAAGCCUUUGAUUCUAAAUUACAUUCUGACCUGAUGGCAGUUGUGAACCUUGGUGGAAAACUCUUUCUGUCUUGGCAGGCUUGUUUAGUUUUAAGAGAGCACGUGGAAGUAUAUUCUUCUCAAUUACUUUUCUCUGUUUAAUGAGAAGAACGUAUAUACAUGAAGACUUUAAAAUUCACACUUCUAUUUUUAAAAAAAUGCAAAUUCAUUGUUGGAGUUGAUACGCAGUUUUAUUUGCACAGAAAAAAAUGGAAGGUGGUCGACUGUUGUUUCUUAAAGAAAGUACAUGCCACUGGAUGUUCUGAUUUCUUCUCCAACACAUAAAAUGUUCUACUUCUCCUUAGCAGUAUAUCAUACUGACUCGGAUAACUCCGGGCCUGGCCCCAUGAGUGGUAAAGCCACACUGAUUAUAUUUCCUUUCCUUGCCCCGUCUCUUAAUGUUUUUGCCAUCAUUCUUCCAGGCCAGUCAAAAGACGUGUUUGCGAAUAUGGCUGAAGACUUCAUGAAGAAUGUAAUAGAUAUCGUAGACGACUUGCUGGCAGCCAACGUCAAUGUUACUGUCUACAAUGGACAGUUGGAUCUCAUCGUUUCUACCAUAGGUAAGGAUAUUUCUGAGAUAGGGAGGAUGAUGAUAUAGGCAAAGUGUAGCAUUUUUGAAAUCCCAUUUGCGUCUCACAGUCAUGAUACUAUAUAGCAGGGUUUCCCAAACUCUUUUCAGACUACAAUUCCCAUCAUCCCUGACCACCGGUCUUGCUAGCUAGGGAUGAUGGGAGUUGUAGUUCAAAAACAGCUGGUGGUCCACGUUUGUAAAACCUUGGUGUAAGUGUUAAACUUGCUUGCUAAGGUGUUCAAAUACUUGCUGUGCCCCAUUCUGAGACUUCACCAGUCGUUACUCCAAUGUUUUCAAAGCUAUAAGAUCUAGAAACUUAAUAUUUGCUUCCUCCCACCUCCUGCAGCUGUCUAUCAACCCAGCUUAAGAGGAGCUGCAAAGAUGUGCAAUACUGAUAAGCCAUUCAGGCUGAGUUCUUGCAGUGUGCAGUUGAUAAUAUACACAACUGACUGGCUUUCAGGGCCUGUUUGAUCACAAGGCAAUAUGAUCAAUUCCCUGAGAACACAGAUUGACUUGUAGCCAUGAGAACUCAGGCUUCUGGAAGCAUGCUUGAAUGCCUGCCCAAAUAUUUGGAUUAUAGUGGUACCUCGGGUUACAUACGCUUCAGGUUACAUACACUUCAGGUUACAGACUCCGCUAACCCAGAAAUAGUGCUUCAGGUUAAGAACUUUGCUUCAGGAUAAGAACAGAAAUUGUGCUCUGACGGCGCGGCGCCAGCAGGAGGCCCCAUUAGCUAAAGUGGUGCUUCAGGUUAAGAACAGUUUCAGGUUAAGAACGGACCUCCCAAACGAAUUAAGUACUUAACCCGAGGUACCACUGUAUAACCAGGUUGUCUUGUCCUAGGCUAAAACAAGAACUUCUGCAAAAUGUACAAAACCUAUACAGUCAUACCUCGGGUUACAGAUGCUUCAGAUUGUGUUUUUUUGGGUUAUGGACCGCUGAAACCCGGAAGUAUCAGAACAGGUUACUUCCAGGUUUUGGCAGUCGCACAUGAGCAGAAGCACUAAAUCGCAACCUGGGCGUGCGCAGAUGCGCCGCUGCAGGUUGCGAACAUGCAUCCCUCAUGGAUCACGUUCGCAACCGGAGCAUCCACUGUAUUCAAAUAUCCACUUUUAUGUCGUUAUCGCUUUACACCUAAGGCAACAUGGUUUGUGGAGACCUGACUUGGGAACAAGCUUGCUGGCUCAGGUUUGCACAGUGGCGUAGCGUGGGGGGUGCAGGGGGGGCCGGCUGCACCGGGCGCAACAUCUGGGGGGGGCGCGCUUGCACUCGCAGCUCUCUGCCCCUACCUGGCUCACUCACUCUAGGGGGCGCAAAUUACUUGCCUUGCCCCGGGUGCUGACAACCCACGCUACGCCUCUGGGUUUGCAUUUAAGAUGCAAACAACCUCCCAGGAAGAGGUGAAUCCGCAGCACCCAAUUUAGAAAAGUAAUUUUGAAGGCGGUUCCAGAGACUAUAAUUGUUAGUAUCAGGAAAGACAGGGUGGAGACGAGAGGCGGUGACUGUAGAAGUCACAGGCAUAUUCUGUGUGCACGCGCCAGUUGCUUAGAAAUGUCUUAAAUGAUUCCCUGAUAGUGUCAUGGUUCUCCUCGGGUAGUUGGCAACCCACCUUUUUGUAACAUCUCAUCCUGUUGCCAGUUGAGUCACUCUAUUUCAAUAUUCCUGCCCUUGGUUCCUCAUUCUGGUUUGGAUUCAGUGCCAGUCGGUAGUGUUUCUUGCACGAGUGCUCUGUCCUCUGUCACUCAGUACAGCCAUGAAGAGGAGAAUGCAGUUUGUAAUGCCCAAUCCCAAACUACAGUUUCUUAACAAUUCCGGCUUGCCUUCCUAAGAUACUGGACUCGGCUACGUUAGUAAAGAAACAGUGAUUUGAAUGUGCUAUAAACAUGCAGCACCAGAUGGCGCCAGAGAGCAGGAAUUUUUUAUACGCCCUUUUCCAUAGGGUUUUUUAUUUAGUUUUUGUUAUAAUCUAAUUUCUGACUUAUUUAUAGUGGUCCCCCCUGCCCGUGUGUAGAUCCACCCAUUGUCAAGACCAGGCAUAGGCAAACUCGGCCCGCCAGAUGUUUUGAGACUACAAUUCCCAUCGUCCCUGACCACUGGUCCUGUUAGCUAGGGAUGAUGGGAGUUGUAGUCCCAAAACAUCUGGAGGGCACAGUUUGCCUAUACCUGUACUAAGGGAUGAGCAGAGAUGUAUACCGCAGGGUUAAAUGAAAAACAAGUUUCUAUGCCAGGCAUAGGCGAACUCGGCUCCCUUGGCCUGAAAGCGAGAUGAGCGCCACAACCCCAUAGUCGCCUUUGACUGGACUUAACUGUCCAGGGGUCCUUUAACUUUACCCCCUUUCAGGCUUCCUAUGGGCAGCAGAGCUCUUUUUUGUUCCUUUAAAUUGAUUACAGUGGUACCUCAGGUUACAUACACUUCAGGUUACAGACUCCGCUAACCCAGAAAUAUUACCUUGGGUUAAGAACAGAUGAGAACAGAAAUCGAGCAGCGGCAGCACAGCAGCAGCAGGAGGCCCCAUUAGCUAAAGUGGUGCUUCAGGUUAAGAACAGUUUCAGGUUAAGAACGCACCUCCGGAACGAAUUAAGUACGUAACCAGAGGUACCACUGUAUAUUGAUUAUUGCAGGGCUGGGGGGAAAGUGUAGUAUUCCAGGGUCUUCUAAAACAGAUAGCAAAACCCAGUAAGGACAUUUCCUGCUACCGCCACCAUUUUUUGUGGAGUGUGAUGUCUGGCAAAGCAGGACACCUCUUUCUUACAUGAGCAUUUUCUCUCCCCCCCCCUCAAUUAUCUCUUUAGGCCAGGAAGCAUGGCUGCGGAAACUGAAGUGGCCCAUGCUGAAAAAGUUUACUGCGCAAAGGUGGAAGCCUUUAUAUGUAGGAUCAGAAUCCACAGCGACGGCUGCUUUCCAUAAGUCCUAUGAAAACCUGGACUUUUUCUGGAUUCUGAAAGCUGGGCACAUGGUAAGUUAACUCAUAUGCCUUGGGAAAGAAACAAAAUGGAAUAUAAAGGAGACUUGAUUGCUUUAAAUUGGAUGCUCCUGUUGCAGUCUUUUCAAGGAGUUACGUUGCUGGCAGUCGCAGUACAUCAUUUUUGGGUGCAAUGACUCGGAGAGCAGGGAUUUAGCACCGUAUGGAGAAUCUUCACUAAUGCUCCCGUGCAAGGUGCCAAAGGAAAUAGUUAUAAUAGCCGUCUUAAUAUUUCACAGAACAAGGAACACGGAACAAUUGAGUUGAAACCUUUUAUUGGUCCAGCUGGUUUUAUAAAAUACUGCUAGAAGCUUUCAAGCUGCAAAGUGUGUGUGUGUUUAAAGGCCUGUGUGUUUAAGAGAGAGAAAUACAUAAAAACCAAUAGGUUAUAUGUGACCAGGCUUAUAGUCAUAACAGUUCCACAAAAAGGCACUUGAAAUAGGGUUGGGGGCUGUUUAUCAUCGAGCCAAGGCUAGGCUACUUCUGGUAUGCAGGUGGUGCUGUGGUCUAAACCACUGAGCCUCUUGGGCUUGCCAAUCAGAAAGUCGGCGGUUCGAAUCCCUUUCGAUGGGGUGAGCUCCCGUUGCUCUGUCCCAGCUCCUGCCAAUCUAGCAGUUCGAAAGCACACCAGUACAAGUAGAUACCGUAUUUUUCGCUCUAUAAGACGCACCAGACCACAAGACACACCUAGUUUUUGGAGGAGGAAAACAAGAAAAAAAAUAUUCUGAAUCUCAGAAGCCAGAACAGCAAGAGGGAUCGCUAUGCAGUGAAAGCAGCAAUCCCUCUUCCUGUCCUGGCUUCUGGGAUGGCUGCGCAGCCUGCAUUCGCUCCAUAAGACGCACACACAUUUCCCCUUACUUUUUAGGAGGGAAAAAGUGAGUCUUAUAGAGCAAAAAAUACGGUAAAUAGGUAUGGCUGCAGCGGGAAGGUAAACAGCAUUUCCAUGUGCUCUGGUUUCUGUCACGGUGUCCCGUUGCUCAAGAAGUGGUUUAGUCAUGCUGGAAAGCUGCACAUGACCUGGAAAGCUGUCUGUGGACAAACGCCGGUUCCCUCGGCCUGAAAGCGAGAUGAGGGCCGCAACCCCAUAAUCGCUUUUGACUGGACGUAACCGUCCAGGGGCCCUUUAUACUUCUGGUACCUGCCUGGGCCUGAAUAAGAACUACAAAGGAUGAAAGGGAAAGGGAAGCGAACACAACUGCUUUGUCCUUAAGGGGCCAUGUCAAAAUGACUAAACGCUGUAGGUAGUUAGGGAAAAUCCUGAAAUCACCAACUGCCAGCAAGAGACAAAUCUCUUGAUGUCGCAGUAGUCGCUGCAGUUCUGUUUCUUACAGUGUGGAAGCGUGGAGAGGGCACAAUGAUGAUUGGAUAAUUUAUUCAAGAUGGCAGGCUCCCAUAAGUUGAGACCUUUCAUUAGACGAUAGUGAUAUGAUGAGAUUGCACUGGCCUUUGUUUCUUGGGAAUUUUUCAAUCCCGUCGUUGCGCUUGAAAUCAGUAGGCCUCAGAUUUCUCUUACGGUUCUCUACCUACGCCAAAAAAUACUGUGUGUGGAGGGGAGGGGAGCCUUACCCUGGCAUCUCUGGAUCACUGUCUUUAAAUGAUAGCAAAUCCUGAGAUGAAUAAUAUUAUACCUGGGGUUUGCCCCCCCCUUUUCUUUUCUAAAUGACUAAUCAUUAGCUGUGGCUACCUGUGACAUUCUCUCUAGCUGCUUCUAUCAUCAUUAUUUAUUAUUUAUUCAGUUUUCAUACCACUCUUUAUCAAAAGAUCCUGGGGCAGUGAACAACAUUAAAAACACGUUACAGAACAUCCAUAAUAAAAACAUAAUAAAAAAGCAUAGUGACAGACAGACAAAUAAUAAAAGAGUUAAUAGCAGUCCAUGCAUGCCAACAUGAUGUGAUAGAGUCCUGAAGAAUUAUUAUUAAUAAUAAUAGUUUGCAGACCGCCCUAUACCCGCAGGUCUCAGGGUAGUUCACAAGAUAAAAUCAAAAUAAAAACAAAAACAACCCCAAAAAGCCCCAGCCACAUUGUAAAAGGCUUGGAUCCUGAACACAUUGCAAGUCGAACGUUUUGGCUCCUGAACACCACAAACCCGGAAGUGAGUGUUCCGGUUUGUGAAUGUUCUUUGGAACCCGAACAUCCGACGUGGCUUCCGAUUGGCUGCAGGAGCUUCCUGCAAAUCGGAAGCCGCGCCUUGGUUUCCCGACGUUUUGGAAGUCAAAUGGACUUCCGAAACGGAUUCCGUUCGACUUCCGAGGUACCACUGUGCUUGGACCUAGGAGACCAGGGUUGAAAUCCCCUCUCAGCCAUGAAGCCGAUUAUCUCUCAGCCUAACCUACCUCACGCUGCUGUUGCAAGGAUUAAAUGGAGACAGGAAGAAGUGUGUUUGUGUAAGAGCUCUCUGGAGAAAAGGUGGAAUAAAAAUGUAAUAAUGGAAAGAGAGUAAAGAUCACGUUCCUCUCCUUAACAGGUACCAGCUGACCAAGGAGAUAUGGCGCUGAAAAUGGUCAAGAUGGUGACCCGCCAAUGCCGCUAAGAGAACUGGGACCAGCUGGCUUGGCUUUCCCACAAGAGCGCAUCAUGCUGUUGGAAUGUUCUCAUUGCACACGGAACUUGCGGGUGGGACAGUAGCUCUUCAGCAUGAUUGAGUGUUUCCCCGAUAUGAUACGCUAUGCAAGGCAUUUUAUUUUUUAAAAGCAUUUCCUUUCACACUCCUCUGAAACCACAGCCUCUGCCUCCGCAGUACCCCCACUGACCUUCGGUACGAUAAAUUAAUUCACCGAACAUCUGCUUUCUGCACUGUUGUCCCUUAAAACGGGUAAGAGCUUAGGAUCAAUUGAGGUUUGCCGAGCCCCCGGAGGACGAGUGAAAAGCAGAGGCUCUGUUAGACGAGCCCUUCUAUUAAACCACGGCGUUUGUUGUGAAGGACUCAGGGCAACCUUGUAUGUAGAAAACACAAAACAAGGCUACGAAAUAUAUUAGGAGCCACUUUGUAGUCAGGCUGGGUGGGGCUGUUUGGUUGACCCCGGAGACAAAAGGCCACGUGGCACCAAAGUGCACAGGCUCGUAAAAUGUGUGGGGUGGGGAUGGGGAAAUGCAAAUUAUGAUAGGGAAAUUUUAUUGCAUCUAAUUUUAAGGUGACUAUUUUUUAUAUAUCUACGCAUUCAGAAAAGCACCGUUACGCAGGCAGUCUGGGCUUGCAGCCCUAGCUUUAAACUCCCAAAGAUACCAGUCUUCCUUUUGCAACCUCCUGAAGCUUGAUCUACGGCGCAAAGGUCUGAAACAUGGCCGUGGGGAAACAGGCCACAGCGAUCGCAGCAUCAGCGCCCCUGUUUUUCACUGUUGAUGUGAUUGAGGCUACAGUCUUGGGCAGAGGGACCAGCAGUGGCAGGGGACUAGCGGGGAACAGGGCAGCGCUUAACCCUUGCACUCCUGCCCAGUUUCCCCACUUGAACUAGACCCAAUGGAAACGAUCUCAGCAGUAACUCAACCUGUUGUUUAAAAACCCAGCACGACAUUGUAAUGGUGUUGUGGGGUGUGUUUUUUUGGUAGGUAUUCUUUCCUGUGCUUCACGUUUUCUUGUUAAAUUGGGCAGCUGGCAGUAAGGGCAGCUGCUGCCACCUUAAUGAGGACUGGUUGCUAGGCUUGUUUUGUUUUUGCUGUUUACAAUCCCUCCUUGAAUGAAACGAGGACAUCAGCCAGCAACUCCCAAGGUGGGUAUGCAGAUCUCUGGACCUUUGUUGCUCCGUGAAAUGGGAAGAUGAAAGAAAAGGUCUUGCCAGAUGCUGCUUUGCGUUGUCCUCUCGUGGCUGUCCCGUCGCGCCCGUGCCCUCCCCCCGAGUUUAGAAGUCGAUACAGCAGCACCCCAAGAUCAAAUUGCAAUACAUCUCUCGAACAUUUGUCCAGGAGGAGAGCGCUGUGUGUUGUUCAAAUAUGCCGGAUGUUGGAAAUGGAAACCCAUGUUGCUUAUUUAUGCAUGUCUUUCUGAUGACUCUGAAUAAAUAAUAAAUGGAUGGAAGCCACA
Messenger RNA from Podarcis lilfordi (Lilford's wall lizard), 24061 nucleotides. Lineage: Eukaryota; Metazoa; Chordata; Lepidosauria; Squamata; Lacertidae. The record is from the annotation of a GenBank genome assembly.